Messenger RNA from Tupaia belangeri chinensis (Chinese tree shrew), 3778 nucleotides. Its product is annotated as zinc finger protein 25. Lineage: Eukaryota; Metazoa; Chordata; Mammalia; Scandentia; Tupaiidae. The coding region runs from base 379 to 1401 and encodes 340 amino acids. Gene Ontology annotation, cellular component: nucleus. Gene Ontology annotation, molecular function: RNA polymerase II cis-regulatory region sequence-specific DNA binding; DNA-binding transcription factor activity, RNA polymerase II-specific. The transcript is spliced from 9 exons. The record is from RefSeq and is a predicted model, not a curated record. Gene Ontology annotation, biological process: regulation of transcription by RNA polymerase II.
GUUUUUUCCGCUUAGUCGGCCGGGGAACCUGCCGCUGUGCUAACUGUUCUCUGCAGGACAGGGGAUGCGAUUCCGUGCCCCUGAAGUGAAAUGUCCCCAGGUUCCCAGAGAAAUAACUUUGGAGUCUUUGCAGCCGUGUUUGUGGGGUGUCUUGGUGUCCUAAAGUGAGUUGGAGCUUCUGGUCCUCUCCUACAUUUGUAUGGCCUGCCUAGCACUCCUGGUGUCUGAGCUCUCUUAAACCUGAUGUGUCUCCACAUUUGGCAACUAAGAGCUAUAAUUCUAGAAACGUUUACAUUUGUCCAGGACCAAGGAAAUGAAUCCAUUCUUGAUGAUUUCUCCAAGGUUGAGAGUUGGGUGUUGAAGUUUUUGUCAUAAGGCAUGUGUGCUCUCCAGAAAAGGACAGAGAGAGGAAAGGGGUUCGUGUCAUUUGAGGAUGUAGCUGUGGACUUCACCUGGGAGGAGUGGCAGAACCUGAACGAUGCUCAGAGGACCCUAUAUAAGGAUGUGAUGCUGGAGACCUACAGCAGCCUGGUGUUCUUGGGGCACUGUAUUGCCAAACCUGCGGUGAUCUUCAAGUUGGAGCAAGGAGGAGAGCCAUGGACAUUAGAAUUCCCCAACCAGACCUUCCCAGGAGAGAAACCCUAUGGAUGUGAACAAUGUAAGAAAACGUUCUUCCAGAAUUCAGACCUCACUGUACAUCGUAAAACUCACACAAGAGAGAAACCUUCUGAAAGUGAACAAUGUAGGAAAAUAUUCUACCAGAAGUCACACCUCACUGUUCAUCAGAGGACUCACCCAGGAGAGAAACUCUAUGAAUGUGUACAAUGUAGGAAAACCUUUUCCCAGAAGUCAGCACUCACUGUACAUUGGAGAAUUCACACAGGAGAAAAGCCCUAUGAAUGUGUACAGUGUGGGAAAACAUUCUCCCAGAAAGCAGACCUCACUGUACAUCAGCGGACUCACACAGGAGAGAAACCCUAUGAAUGUGAACAAUGUAGGAAAACGUUCUCCCUCAAGUCAUCUCUCACUGUACAUCAGCGAACUCACACAGGAGAGAAACCCUAUGAAUGUGAACAAUGUAGGAAAACAUUUUCUCAGAAGUCGAUACUCAUUGCACAUUGGAGAAUUCACACAGGAGACAAACCCUACGAAUGUGAAGAAUGUAGGAAAACAUUUUCCCACAAGGUAGUCCUCACUGUACAUCAAAGAACUCACACAGGAGAAAAACCCUAUGAAUGUGAACAAUGUGGGAAAACGUUCUCACGGAAGUCGUCCCUCACUGUACAUCAGAGAACUCACACAGGAGAGAAACCCUAUGAGUGUGAACAGUGUAGGAAAACAUUCUACCAGAAGUCAGCCCUCACUGUACAUCAGAGAAUACACAGAAGAGAAACCCUGUGAAUAUAAACUACAUUCAUGACAGCCUUCACUGCACAUCAGAGAACUCAGGCAGGAGAGAAGCCCUGAAAAUGUGGACAAUGUAGGAAAACAUCUACAAGAAGUGACAGUGUACAGUGCAAAAGAAAACUCAGAACAGAAAUAUGAACAUAAUAAAUGAAGGAACUCUUUCUAUCAGAUUUCAGAACUCACUGUACAUCAGAGAACCCAUAUGGGUGAAUAAUUAGUAACACAGUCUUGUAAGACUUUCGAUCAUAAUUUAAAAAUGAACUAAUCCCUGAAGGAAAUAGCAGUGAACUUUUUUUCACUUUCAGUUGUUUUGAUUCAGCAAGCCACAGCAGUUAAAAAUAAGGAUAUCAUAAAUUUUAGGAUGGUAUCUAUGUCUCCAAACAUUUCAGCAUUUUGAUGAAGAGCUCAGAGUUCUUCAGCUACAAGAGUUAAAUGCCAGAUUAUUUCUGAGACAUAUAUGUGGUAUUUUAAAGGUUAAAAAAAAAAGAUUUGGGAAAAAUAAACAUGGAAAUUAAAACACCAAGUGAAAUUUGUCUAUCCAGUUCUGUCCAUUGUUUAGAAGACAGCAAAAAAGUGAUUCUAGCCUUAAAAACUUAUAAAUUCCCCCAGAGCCUGGGAACCACCCAUACCUACUGAGAACACCUUCCAUGAAUACCUUUGGUGAAAUUUCCAAUUUCACAUUAGAGAUAGAAGAGACCCAGCCUGGCCAGGAGGCAUAUGACAGGUGUAUGUGUGUGGGUGCAUGCAUGUGCACAUGUGUGUAGGUGUGUAGGAGGGGCAGUAUCCCAGGGGCAUCAGGAUAUUUGCAGGACCCCCUUUGGCUGUUAGUCACAACCUUUAUGUCUUGCUUCAGCCAAUUUCUGAGGCAGAACACUCCCAGGUCGAGAAAUGCAACCCAUGGUGAAUUGGUAUUAGGCUGCUUUUGGUUUACCCAACAUCACCAAAUGGCUAGACCAGACCAGAUCAUGGUGACCAGCAUGCCGAGUAGGUGGUGUCAUUGUUUAGAAUAAGGGGCUGUAGGGAGUCAGUAUGAGCUGGAAUGUCUACAAUCAUCACUGCUGUCUCCACGCUUGAUUCAUCUUGUAAAAUUGGCUAGAUUUCAAAUAUAUGCCUCUUUCCCUUAAAGUGAAUCCCAGAUUCAUUCUACUCUACCGCUAGUUAAUUUAAUUAAUUAAUUGAUUUGUCAUUAUUUAAUUUGCCAUAAGGCAUAUGCGCUUACCACAGAAAGACAGAGAAAGGGAGAAAGCAAGUUGGUCUAGGACAUGAACCACGGUUGGUCAUGUGAGAGUCCAGUGCCUUAACCACCAUGCCACUUGCCUGCCACUGUCACUACCUUUAAAUUCAUAGGAUUGUUAUUCCCAGCCUAGAAACAAAAAUUUUUAUUGAACUUGAUGGUACACCUGGGAUUUCUUCAACUGUUUCUUCAGAAAAGAUAUAGAGUUCUUAACAAAAAAAUCUUUCCUUUUUUUGUAACUUGAAGUUUGGGGAAAAAUAUCAACCUUAAAGAAGGAAAUUGCAAUACUGCUUACAACAUGGAUAAACUUUGACAUUAUGCUGAAUGAAAUACCUAGUCCCUAAAGGCAAGUUCUGCAUAGUUUUACUUAUAAGUACUAGCUAAAGUCCUUGAAUUCAUUUAGAAAUGCAAGAUAGAAUGGCAGUUAUAAGAGGCUGUUAGGAAAUAAAAUCUAAGAGUUCUCCAGCUACAGAAGUUAAAUACCAGGUUAUUUCUGAGACACAGAUGUGAUAGUUUAAAGAUGCAAAGAAACAUUGAUUUGGGAAAGAAUAAAAAUAAGCAUAGAAAUAAAAACAGUAAGUGACAUUUGUCUAUCCAAUUUUAUCCAUUGGUACAGAAUUUAAUGAGUACAGAGUUUCUAUUUUACAAAAUGAAAGAAUUCUGGAUCUUGGUUGCACAGUAAUGGGAACAGACUCAACAAGAUUGAACUGCAUACUCUUAGACAUGAUUGAGAUGUAAAUGGCCAAAAGUCUUUAGUUAGAUUUUAGUCAGGCUUCUCGCUCUUUUAGGUUCCUCUGUGUUCUAAAAUCCCCAUGGAGCAAAGAACCCUCAAUAGUUGGACCAGUUUUAAUAAUUGACUGUAUUUCUUAUCCUCCACCACCCCCAGGUGAUGUGUGAUCACCCUGCCUUCCUUCAGCAAGAAUUCUGUUAGUUCAUUUUAUCCCAAAUCCCUCAUGUCCUUGAUGUUCCCUUUUAGUAAUUUUCCAUCUGCUGUCUCCCUCACUGCUUCUUGGCUGUUAAUUUCCACUGCCCAUAAUGUAUUUGGAGUUAAGCCCAAUCUCCCUUCCCCACUGCAAAACUCCCAUUGCAGUGGACCAUAACCUUCUGAUGGUCCUAAAUAAAGCUUUUCUUACUAGG